Aspergillus terreus NIH2624 is the source of this 501-nucleotide messenger RNA. RefSeq lists its product as uncharacterized. Bases 1 to 501 code for a protein of 166 amino acids. NCBI's taxonomy places the organism in Eukaryota, Fungi, Ascomycota, Eurotiomycetes, Eurotiales, Aspergillaceae. The record is from RefSeq and is a predicted model, not a curated record. The transcript is spliced from 2 exons.
AUGGUCGCUGUGAAGGACAUGAUGAUUGCGGCCGCUGCCGUCCUCAGCAUGUCUACACUGGUCGCGCCAUAUCCUAUUCCUCGUCCGACAGAGGAACAAGAAGAAGUCGCCUAUACCGGUGUCAGAGGAGCGCCCCUCGCCUUUCCCUUCAGGCACGGCGUUUACAACUACGGUGCCCCUGUCCACCGUCGUGUCGUGGGCGCAGAAGAGUCGUGGAGUUUACGUCUAAAGCUGGACGAGCCGAAGAGCAACGGAACCAAUGCUACCAGACCCCUUGGUGGCUGGAAGCCGCGAAAGGGCCUUGCAGACCUCAGAAAGGAUGGGGGUGCGGUGUGUAAGGUUGGGGAUAAUGGGACUGCGAGAGGCGGCAAUGACUAUGAGGAUGCACGGUCGGAUAAAGACGGCGAGGACAAUGAUGAGGACGAAGAGGAAGGGAUUACUGAGGAUCCAGACGGCGACAACGCUGAUGGAAAUCAGAAACCCGCAUCAACAAAGACAUAG